Cannabis sativa is the source of this 1339-nucleotide messenger RNA. Its product is annotated as GDSL esterase/lipase At1g09390. The transcript has 5 exons. Gene Ontology annotation, cellular component: chloroplast stroma. The coding region runs from base 115 to 1230 and encodes 371 amino acids. Gene Ontology annotation, molecular function: hydrolase activity, acting on ester bonds. The record is from RefSeq and is a predicted model, not a curated record. Lineage: Eukaryota; Viridiplantae; Streptophyta; Magnoliopsida; Rosales; Cannabaceae.
ACUUAUAUUUGAAGGCAUUCUUUCUCUUCAAAAGUUAUAAAACCCAUAGCUUUUAGAAAUCUCUAAACAGAGUACUACAGAGUCUAAAGAGAAAACUCUGUCCUGUUCACAUCUAUGGCCAUGGCUUCCUAUUCUCAUUCUCAGUCCAUUGGUCUCACUCUGUUUACAUUGAUUUACCUCCUCCUUUCAACGGUGAAUCCAGUGGUGUCUCAGUGCAAAAACAGGCCGGUAAUCUUCAACUUCGGCGAUUCCAACUCGGACACGGGUGGACUGGUGGCGGGACUCGGAUUCUCAGUCAACCUUCCCAAUGGCCGUACGUUUUUCAACAGAUCAACCGGUCGGUUGUCCGAUGGACGCCUCAUCAUUGAUUUUCUCUGCCAAAGUUUGAAGACAAGCUAUUUGAUUCCAUACCUAGACUCAUUGGCAGGGAGCAAGUUCACAAAUGGGGCCAAUUUUGCAAUUGUGGGGUCCUCAACCCUCCCUAAAUAUGUACCCUUUUCUUUGAAUAUUCAGGUCAUGCAGUUCACUCAUUUCAAAGCUAGGAAUCUUGAGCUUGUUGCAGCAGGUUCAAAUAAUCUUUACUUAAUCACCGAUGAAGGGUUUAAGAAGGCGCUUUACACCAUCGAUAUUGGGCAAAAUGACAUUGCUGACUCUUUUGCUAAAAAUAUGUCCUAUCUUGAAGUUGUAAAAACCAUUCCAUCCAUAACUAUAGAAAUACAGAAUGCAAUUAAGACUCUAUAUGAUCAAGGUGGCAGGAAUUUUUGGGUACAUAACACAGGGCCAUUGGGAUGUCUUCCUCAGAAACUUUCAUUAGUUAAGAAUCAGAAAUUAGACCAACAUGGAUGCAUUUCGAUUUAUAAUGAUGCAGCGAAAAUGUUCAACGAAGAAUUGCGUCGUUUAUGUCAAAAGAUGAGAACUGAAAUGAGAGAUGCAACUAUUGUGUAUGUAGAUAUCUACUCCAUCAAGUAUGAUCUUAUUGCCAACUCUACAAAAUAUGGCUUCUCAAGUCCUCUAAUGGCAUGUUGUGGUGAUGGAGGUCCUCCUUACAAUUACAACAUCAAAGUGACGUGUGGUCAAGCCGGCCAUCAAGUCUGCGACAAAGGAACUCGGCGCAUAAAUUGGGAUGGUAUUCAUUACACAGAGGCUGCAAACUCCAUUGUUGCAUCCAAAAUACUUUCCAUGGCUUAUUCAACACCUAGGCUCAAGUUUGAUUUCUUUUGUAGUAGUUGAUUUUUAUGGUAAUAAGUCACAUUUUGUUGUAAUUGUGUAUUAUUUUGUAUUGUACUUUCUCUAAAGAGAACUAAGAGUAGAAAAUUUGGGUUCAGCUAUAAUUUAAAAA